GUGCAAGACACCAGCAGGGAGGCAGGGCGUGGGACAGAGGAGGCCUCCGUGCAUAUCCCACCUGCUGCUCGAACAUGGAAGAGGCCGUGGUGGUGAAGAAGGGCUUGCUCUAUCUGCUGCAGCACCAGACCUUUGGGAAGAAAUGGCGGAAGUUCUGGGGUGUGUUGUACAGAGAGUGUGCCUUUGCUGCAGCUUGCCUGGAGCUCCUGGAUGGCUCUCAACCUCCGUCCACAGAGAAGGCCAAGAAAGGAGACAGCACCAGGCGCCUCAUUAAGCUGGAUAACUGUGUGCAUGUGGCUGAGGCCAGUCAAGGAACCAGCAGUCCCAAGGAGACUGUCCCUUUCAUCCUUGAGACCACUGAGAAGUGUUACUUCUUGGCAGCUGAGAGAGCUGAGGCAGCUGACUGGAUUCUGGAGCUGUGUGAACAGGCUUUUGUGAGAAGCACUGAAGACUGCAGGGUGAUGUUUGAGAAGGACCUCCUGAAAGGCACUUCACCCGUUCUCUCGAUGGUAGAGAAUUCCCUGUACAGCCCCACCUGCAAAGCCGCUGAGAAGAGCUUUCCGGUGGCAGUGAGGGCAACAGAGGCCUCUGAGCGCUGUCGGCUGUGGGGCCGGUUUCUUCUUUGUGCCACAGCGGAUGCCUUGGAACUGUGUGGCCUGGAGAAGGUGGACGUGGUCUGUGCGUGGCCGUACAAGUUCCUGCGGAGAUUUGGUCAUGAUAAGGUAAUCUUCUCAUUUGAAGCUGGGCGGAGAUGCACUUCAGGGGAAGGCAGCUUUGAAUUUGCAACCAAGCAGGGCAAUGAGAUUAUCCAGGCCAUCGAAGCCGCCAUCAAUGCACAGAGAAAUUCAUGCCAGGGAGGCUCCCCCAACGCACUUUCAAGUGCCACCCUUCCUGCCAGGGCCACCAGCCAAGCCAUGUCUGAUGAAGGUGCCCGGGGAGGGGAGGACAUGGCACCUGAUGAAGGGCAAUCGUUCCAGGCACCAGGCACCACAUUCCUCUCAGUGGGGCGCAGCUGGCGAGGGAAGCCAGUGGAGGGCAAACGAGUGAAGCCCACUGUCAGCUGUCCCCUCUCCAACACCAAGCACCUGUUUAUGAAGUUGUCUGAUCCUCACCCUAGACACGGAUCCCAGUGUGGACCCUGGGGGUUGGAGCCAGCAGGAAGAGUGCCUCAGGUCGCAAGGGGAUUAGAGUCAGCGUAUGCAGACCCAUUUGAUACCAUCUCCAAAUCACUGGGGGGUACUGACGGCGGCAACUUCCCCCUGCCCAGCACUGAGGGGGCACCAGCUCCAUCUGCCUUGCGUUGCCGAACUGGAGGACUGGGCCUGGUUCCUGCCUCUACGGAGCUAGAGCAUAUAUACGAUGACCUGGAGGAUCUGGUCCACUUGGUUUAUGAUGAGCCCCAGGAAUUCAAGGGGGAGGCCUGGAAGCUGCAAGCCACUGUGAAGGACCCCGUUGGCCACGAAUAUCCCUACGACCCAAGCCUGGAUGAUUACUCUGUGCCCAAAGUGGCAGUGUACGCGCCAGAGCGACUGCACAGGCAGCAUAAAAACGUGCUUGGAGAAACACGAAAAUGAUCACAUGAUUUCAAGCUUCAAGAGCAAGAAGAAAGCACAGUGAAAGGUGGAGAAGAUGGAUGGCAGAGGGAAAGAUUCAGAGGCUCACUUUGUUUAAGUUGUCUUGGGAGACAAGCCAGGAUACUGGGCAGUCUCUCUCUCUCUCUCUGAGUUUAAACACAUUUAUAGAGGAGACUUUCUGGUGAUUACUACUGCAUGGGUGAGGAGAUCCAACUCUGAAAAAGACCCAGCUUGUUGCAAUUUUAAAGGAGGUGUUCCAUGUGAUGCAUUAUGAACCAGUACUGCUUUUUGAUUUUUUAAAAAAGAUUUGAAGUAUAUUUGAGGCUGAAGAAUCUAAGACCCAGCUAUUCUGUACACAUGCAUAGACUUGAAUUGUAACAAAGUGUAUGUUUUCUAAUUAAAUUGCAAGC
Messenger RNA from Rhineura floridana, 1984 nucleotides. It is a transcript of the gene DOK2, whose product is annotated as docking protein 2. Gene Ontology annotation, biological process: positive regulation of MAPK cascade; cell surface receptor protein tyrosine kinase signaling pathway. The record is from RefSeq and is a predicted model, not a curated record. The transcript has 5 exons. The coding region runs from base 75 to 1574 and encodes 499 amino acids. Lineage: Eukaryota; Metazoa; Chordata; Lepidosauria; Squamata; Rhineuridae. Gene Ontology annotation, cellular component: cytoplasm.